Messenger RNA from Aspergillus pseudotamarii, 305 nucleotides. RefSeq lists its product as uncharacterized. Lineage: Eukaryota; Fungi; Ascomycota; Eurotiomycetes; Eurotiales; Aspergillaceae. The record is from RefSeq and is a predicted model, not a curated record. The transcript has a single exon. The coding region runs from base 44 to 271 and encodes 75 amino acids.
CUGCAUACUACAUGAGAUAGUAGGUAGCAAUAGAGAACAUCCAAUGUUGUGCCGUCCUAUCGUAGGGCUGCUGUUACUAGUAUUACCACACCACUUUCGUUUGUCCGCUUACGCUGUCUCUGUGUCAUAUUUUUGGCUGAGGACUCUCUCACGUCGUCCACCCAUGAGUUCACCACUACUUGUAGCACCACCUGGCGUGCCUCGCGAGGGCAAGGCGACAAAUUUAGUAGUAGUCUAUCCAGCCCCACUGCUGGAAGAUCGCAACAAGUAGUACCUACCUGGUGGAGUCAUGGUGGUGACAUGGA